UCGAGAGGAUAUAACCAAAAUAUAACCUCCUUACACAAACAUCGGAGAAGAAUUGGUGUAAUAAAUAAAAAUUGGUUAUAAAUAAAAAGGGACAUAUAUAACCAGUAAGGAAUAACAACAACAACAGCAUAGUAAUGUUACACCUGGCGACAUUUUCACCGGAACUAAUUGUCACACAGAAUAACUUGAUUCAUCAACAAUAAAUUAUUCAACAUUGUCUCUUCAUACAUUUCUCAUUCAGAAUUACCGGUAACAUGAAGGUGACAGUGAAAAGCUGGACAGGUGUUGCCACUUGGAGAUGGAUAGCUAACGACGACAAUUGUGGAAUUUGUCGAAUGCCAUUUGAUGCGAGUUGUCCAGACUGCAAAACUCCCGGUGAUGAUUGCCCCUUAGUGUGGGGACAAUGUUCCCACUGUUUCCACAUUCAUUGCAUUAUGAAGUGGCUUCAUUCUCAGCAAACCAGCAGUUUAUGUCCAAUGUGUCGUCAGGAAUGGAAGUUUAAGGAAUAAAAUACGGUAUAAUCAACCCUCUUAAGUGUUCCCUCAGCACUCAGUUCACAAAAAGGGAUUUGACUGAAAAAGAUUCACUUUGAGAAACCACUGCGAGCAAAACAGAUGUGCAGAAUGCAAUGGAAUAAGUACAUACGUGACUUCUUGUACGACGUUGUCGAAUCCUUCCAUCAAUGAAUCACGUAAAACCAUGGAAAAACAGGUAUCAUUAACUUCAAUUAUAAAUGAAGAACAAAUAAACUCAAAUAUUUCUUUUGACA
Molecule: messenger RNA, 769 nt
Organism: Diachasma alloeum
Lineage: Eukaryota; Metazoa; Arthropoda; Insecta; Hymenoptera; Braconidae
Gene: lmgA
Product: anaphase-promoting complex subunit 11
Exons: 4
Coding region: 255-509 (84 amino acids)
Biological process (GO): protein ubiquitination; positive regulation of mitotic metaphase/anaphase transition; anaphase-promoting complex-dependent catabolic process
Cellular component (GO): anaphase-promoting complex; nucleus
Molecular function (GO): zinc ion binding; cullin family protein binding; ubiquitin protein ligase activity
Source: RefSeq, a predicted model, not a curated record